This is a messenger RNA of Danio rerio (zebrafish), 1168 nucleotides long. It is a transcript of the gene cdkn1ca, whose product is annotated as cyclin dependent kinase inhibitor 1Ca. The record is from RefSeq and is marked provisional. Gene Ontology annotation, cellular component: nucleus. Gene Ontology annotation, molecular function: cyclin-dependent protein serine/threonine kinase inhibitor activity. Lineage: Eukaryota; Metazoa; Chordata; Actinopteri; Cypriniformes; Danionidae. Gene Ontology annotation, biological process: regulation of cell cycle.
ACAAACAACAAGAACCAAACAAACGUCGGCUCACGGCAUUGACUUUUAGACAUCAUGGCAAACGUGGACGUAUCAAGCAAUCUGGAGCGUCAUGUUGCACGGAGCACUUUUCCUCUCCUCACCCGCACAAAGGUCUGCCGUAACCUAUUCGGACCCGUAGACCAUGAGGAGCUGCACUGUGAGAUGAAACGCAAACUGCAGGAGAUCUCCGAGCGAGACCAGAGCCGGUGGAAUUUUAACUUUGAGACCAACUCGCCUUUGCCUGGAGAUUACGAGUGGGAGGCGAUUUCAGAGGACACUUUGCCAUUUUUCUACAAGGAUAAAGUACAAAACAAGAGAGCUCGUGCCGCGACGUCUGUUAACGCAACAGGAGACGCUUCCAGCACUGUCGACUGCGGGAUUUCCAGGAGUCCGGUAGCUCAAGAAUCCGAGGGAGUCCCAAGUCGACCCAACGAACCCAACCAGGAGAACAUCUCUGGCGCACUAAACUCCAAACCAGCUCGUUCUUCAGUCCUCAGAAACAGACGGAAGAGGUCACUUAUCCCAGAGAGCCCCAGAAACAGCACGCCGCAAAUUACAGACUUCUUCCCAAAAAGAAAGAGGGUCGUGGAGUCGAAGCAGGAUGAACGCAGUUACCUUCAAGCCGGCACAUCCACGAGCAUUGAAGUAACGCCACGUAAAACUAUUAGAUGAUGUUUGCACUAUACAUACAUCAGUCCACCUGUGUUUAUCUGCAGAGCGGAUGAAAGAAAGAAGUGGACGAGACCCUUUCUCUCUGAACUCAUGUAGCAAUAAUGGCUCUGCCAACAGAGACUUUGUUGCAGUGUUACAAUGUCUAAACGGUGCAAUUUUCACUUUUCUUCUGUUAUAAUUGUGUAGAAGGCUAGACCACAGUGCUCUAAACAGUCUAGAGCAAGACGUGUUUGUUUUAUUUUUGAAUAUACUAACUUAUUUUAUUUAUGUUCAUAAUAGUUGGUUACUCUUUAUUAUUUACAGCAAUUGUUAUUAUUAUUUUUAUUGUUUCGGCCAUAUUUUAUGUUGUGUUUUAUUUAAGUUUGGUUUGCAAUUUCAUGCAACGAAUGUUAUUGAGCCUUGUUUGUUAAAAAAUAUAUUCUGUAGCUCACGUUGUACCUUUGAAUCAAAGUGUAAAUUAAAUUAUAUUUUUGCU